AUGGAGGUAGCCAACUAUUCUUCCGGAAUGAGCCUCCCAGGUUUAACACUCGGACCAUUCGCGCAGGAUACCAUGUAUAUGUAUCGCAACAACUCUGUUAGCUGGGACCCUUCCAUUGGGGACAGUCUUUUGCACAAUGUAUCGGUGUCUAACAGCACCGCGAAUACUACUGAUAUCUCACCGCCUAUCGUGGAACGCCCUGACGGUGCCGGCGGGCUUGAAAUAACACUUGUGCCCAUCUUUUUUGCUAUGAUAGUUUUCAUCGGGGUGACUGGUAAUUCUAUUGUAUUGUAUAUUAUACUUAAGCAUAAGGAGAUGCAGACUGUGACCAACUACUAUAUAGCUAACCUAGCCUUGGCAGAUAUAACGUUUCUGGUAAUCUGUACCACGUCUACCGCUGCCUUGUACGCCACGCCUCAGUGGUACCUCGGAGACUUCACCUGUCGAUUCGCUGGAUAUAUGCAGUAUGUAUCUGUGCAAGCGACAUGUGCUACUUUAACCGCCAUGACAGUCGAUCGUCAUUUCCUGAUUGUCCAUGCAGUACGUUCACGGAACGCCACAAUUCGUAAACCCAUGAUGGCGAUGAUGAUAAGCGUAUUUAUAUGGAUAGGCGCUUUCCUACUACACGUGCCGGUAGCCAUAUACACAAGACAAGUGAUUGAUAGCGAUGGUGAGCCGUACUGCCGAAGAAUCUUUCCUGAUGCAUUGGCACACAAGAUGUAUGAAGUGUAUUCGUUCAUUGUGAUGUAUAUUCUACCACUGGUCAUCAUCACCGUCUGCUACACUAUGAUACUGCAGCAGGUAUGGCGACGUACUUCAAGUGGCACCGAGAGUGCCCAGGCGAUUGAACGUUCCAUACGCCGUAAGAGGAAAAUCACCCGAAUGGUGCUGAUUGUUGUUGUACUCUUUGCUAUCUGUUGGGGCCCACUACAGAUUAUGAACCAGUGGAUGAUACUCGACGUGAAAUACCCAUACGAAUCACAUCCAGUGUAUCACUUUCGUAUCUUCUGCCUGUGUCUAGCCUACACCAACUCUUGCGUCAAUCCGUUUGUCUACGCGUUCACCACAAACAGUUUUCGGAAGUAUUUCAAGAGGCUGUUCUCGGCUUGUUGCCCACAUGGUAAUGGAUUUACUCACACUAGUGUUACAAAAUCUACUAGAAUGUCGGACAAAAUGUCUCGUACAGAAGAUUCUGUAUCCAUGUAA
Messenger RNA from Saccoglossus kowalevskii, 1206 nucleotides. RefSeq names its product G protein-coupled receptor 54-like. NCBI's taxonomy places the organism in Eukaryota, Metazoa, Hemichordata, Enteropneusta, Harrimaniidae. Gene Ontology annotation, molecular function: G protein-coupled receptor activity. The record is from RefSeq and is a predicted model, not a curated record. Gene Ontology annotation, biological process: G protein-coupled receptor signaling pathway. Gene Ontology annotation, cellular component: plasma membrane.